UAUACAGGUCACAUACAUGCACCUCAUACGCUGUGUACAGGUCUCGCGCACAUCAGUAUUAAACACAAAGACGUCUUAAUAAAUCGGGGUGGCGGCCAUGACCACCUGUGCGUCACAUGAUUAACUGGACGGUUCUCCACAAUCACGUGAUCUGAUGCACCCUUGACGUCAGGACGCUGCGACAGUUCCCUGGUUGCAGUCGGUUUCCGGAUGUUCGAUCGGCUAUGUAUUCGGUCCCUGUCCCCAGACCGGGGACACUGAUCAUACCGGACUGGCUGCAGUCAAGUGACGGCCGGGACUAUCUCACCUGCAUCCUGCGUAAGAAGAAGAGGAGGACGUUCGGGCUGCUCGAAAGGCCGGCUCUCCCCCCACAGCUUCCCGCAGAUCUUGCCAGCUACAAAGUCUUUGUCUGUGGUAAAAGCGGUGUAGGAAAGACGUCCCUUAUCGCUAAACUGUGCGGCUUGGAGGUGCCCACCAUGCACCAUGAAACCACAGGAAUCCAGACGUCCUGCGUGUUUUGGCCGGUGCGCCCCAGGGACAGUGACCGCCCCAUUAUUUUCGCCUUCCAGUUCUGGGAUUGUGGGGAGUCGGCGCUGAAGAAGUUUGAUCACAUUUUGCCUGCCUGUAAGGAAAAAGCCGAUGCCAUCCUCUUCCUCUUCUCCUUCACUGAUCGCUCCUCAUUCGAGGAUGUACCAGCCCUGAUAUCCCGGACCAUGAACCAAGAAGAGAACGCGGCACGCGUGGUGAUUGGCACCAAAUUGGACCAGUUCAUGCACACAGACGUCACAGAGCAGGACAUCAGGGACUUCCAGCAGACGUGGCAGCUGCCAGUCAUGCGGGUGAGGAGCGUCAACGGUCCACGGCUCAGUGAUGGUCGCAGCCUGGACGGAGGGGCAGAACUGGCGGAUGCUGCUCCGGUGCUGAACGGGUUGGCUGAGGUCCUUUGGCACAGAGACCAAAUCACUGCCGGACUGGUUGACAUCGGAGAGUGUAGAUCACAGGAGGAGACUAGUGACCAGCGGUCAUGAUCGCCCAGGUCAUGUGACCCCUGCAAGAUGACCUAUCAUUAAUUUAUUGGUAUUUAAUAGAUUCAUUUAUUUUACGUA
Bufo bufo (common toad) is the source of this 1106-nucleotide messenger RNA. It is a transcript of the gene CPLANE2, whose product is annotated as ciliogenesis and planar polarity effector 2. The transcript is spliced from 5 exons. Bases 225 to 1028 code for a protein of 267 amino acids. Gene Ontology annotation, molecular function: GTPase activity; GTP binding. Lineage: Eukaryota; Metazoa; Chordata; Amphibia; Anura; Bufonidae. The record is from RefSeq and is a predicted model, not a curated record.